AAUCAUUUACCCUUAGACCCAGCAGCCGGGCUUGGAGGCUGGAGGACUUCCUAGCUGGGUGACCCUGAGCAAGUCACUUAUCCCUCCAUUGCCCAGCCCUUACCGCUCUUUUGCCUUGGACCCCAUCCUUAGCAUGGAUUCUGAGGCCGAAGGGAAGAGCUUUGUUUUAAGGAGGCUGUGGGGACUUGACAGUUUUCUCUGAUCCAAAGCAUCCUUGUUAACAGUAACUACCUAACCGGAGAAUUGGUCCUCAGAGCUCUAGUCCUACCUCUGACCCUCCUUCGCUGGGUUGCCCUUCAUCUCUCAGCCUCGGUUUCCUCCUCUCUAAAAUGGGAACAAUAAGAGCAACAGUUACUUCCGGUUUGUUAGGGGGACCAGGUUACAGAACAGGAGAGAGAAACUUACAGGGCUGUUGACAGGUUUGACUGGGAAACACCCUGGAAGAGAAUUCCAGUCCCGGAAAAUCUAGACUCUCCCUUUCCCUUGAUCUUCCUGGACUCUCAGCCUCUUUCCAACCUCUGCUAUACUUUUCAUUACAUGUCCUGCCGAAAACCAAAGAGUAGCGGCUUAACGUGUUUACAGCAAAAAGAUCCCUUAUUUGCACCAGAUGGUGUGCUGCUAAUAUGGGACAAGAAUCAAAAUCUCCUUAACCUGGGGUUGUCCCUCUUCUCUUCUCUUUUGAGGGAAUGACUUUCACACUUGAAAGGUGAGAACAAACAUGGCGGAGAAGCAUUUAAAGCCUGAGAGGGAGGAAGAGAUUUCAAAACACACACACGCCCAGCUUUCUAGGCUCAAGUAUAUUAAGUGCCACAUAACAGAGGCUGUUUACAGAUGACACCUGUGGGAUCAUUGUCAGGAAUCUCUGAAAUGAAGAUUGUAAGAUAGGAAAAUAAUUUUCAAAAGGAGAGAGGAGGAGGAAGAAAAGGAUAGUAAGGACAUUAUUGAGCUUGAGGUAUGUCCGGAGGAAAAUUCUAGGUCCCAUUAAGAAAGAAAUCAGUGACUAUUAGGCACCAGCACGGGUUCACUAAGAAUAAAUUGUACCAGAUCAACCUCAUUUUAUUUUUUUUUUUAAACCCUCACCUUCCAUCUUGGUAAUGGGGGUUAAGUGACUUGCCCAGGGUCACACAGCCAGGAAGUGUCUGAGGCCAAAUUUGAACCCAGGACUUCCCAUUUUUAGGCCUGACUCUCAAUCCACUGAGCUACCCAGCUGCCCCCCUAAUUUUCUUUUUCUGAUAGUUUUUACUAGAGUGGUCAGUUCAGUCUUUUUUAUAUGGUGUGCCUGGACUUCAUGCAUUUUACUAAUCUCUCUGAAGAAAGUGGAGGAGAAAUCGAGUCAAGUCAGGGGCCAGUCAGGUGGAUGUGUAAAUGUUUAAAAUCUGCUUAAAAGAUUGUCAACUGGAGAGUUACCUCUAGUGCUGCUGCUCCUGCUUCUGCUGCUGCUAACAAUCUCCAGGUAUUUGAAAGGCUAAACAAAAAGCGCUCAGUGCACCUUGCCAGGGAGCUUUCUUCUCGAAAGACCAACACCUUGCCCUUCUCACACCGUGCCCCAGUGAGGAAAGAAUAUUGUGCUGUAUCAUUGCUCUGCUCCAUCCUUUUCCUCAUUUUGCCACAUCCCUCUCAUGGAAGGCAGGCCGUUUCCGAAGGGCAGCCCUCCUGGGGGAACACGUCUCUUCUCCUUGCUUUCCUUUCAUCAGUUAGGGGUGACCUGCUCUACAAGAGGAAGCCCCAACAAGGGAGAACCUGAUGGAGAUGGCUUUGGUUUUUCUAGCCAGGAUUGGGUUCCAUAAAGCAACAAGCAUUCCUUGAAUGUCCAAAGAGGGGUGCAAUCAACCACAGGUGAAGGCCAACCCUCUUUUUCCUGCUGUAGACUAAUUCUGUCCCAACAGAAUGAGUUCUGGAAUCCCACCCCCAUGAAGUAAUAUGGAGGAGCUGAGAACGCUUAACCCACUUUGUCAUUAAUAUGGCCACCAAUGGGAGAACUGCCUUGCCUUUGUCAGGGCAAAACAGAAGGAUGGUUUUUAAGUCUAGGUUUAAAAGCCAUGCCAUCCUCAAGAGGGGCCAUUGCUUGCCUAAUGUAAACCUCAAAUUUCCUUAGACUUAUAAAUGUUGGAAAUUUCACCAUUGGGAUAUUUCAUACUUGGAAAAUUUCUUACUGAUAGUCUAUUGGAAUGGGAACUCCAUUGGCAUGGGAGGUUCCUUCUCUUCCCUUCUUAAGAUUACUUUAGGACAGAAACCCUUUGCUGAACAAUGGAAAGGACUUUGAUCUAUGCUUAAGCAUAGAACAGGAAUUUCUUUGAGUCUUGAUUGAUUUUAGAAUUGAUACAAUGGAGAUACUCCACCCUAUUCAGUCCUAAUAAGAUUGAGUAAGGGCUGCAGCCUAGAUCAAAAUUUAAUUAUUCCAAUCUCUACCAUACUCAAGUUAACAGGAUUUAGAAAGGGCUGGAACAAAGGAGUAAAGAUUUAAUCAUUUGAAAAAUAUGACCUUCAACAGACAUGUGCAAAAGCCAGAAACCUCUAGGCGGUCCUGGGUUAAGCGAGAGCCUCCAUUGACAGGGAAAUUGAUGAAGAGUGAUUGGUAGAUGUGAGGACUGAGGGGAGGCAACUUGGAUGGUGUCCUUAAAGAUAGGAGGGUGGAGUUUUUGAGCGGUGUGGUUCCUGGGCUCUGGGGAAGCUUGCUCUGAAGGAAGCUGAAGGUGGGGGCCUCUGAGACUGUUUCUCCAUUUUGGACACGCUGCCUAUUCCCAAACUUGAAGACACCAUGAAGAGAUACCUCAGUGCCCAGAGACCUCUUUUAGAUGACAGCCAGUUCAGGAAGACGGAGCAGCUCUGCCGGUCCUUUGAAAGUGGACUUGGCCAAGCACUACAUGCCCAACUGGUUGCUCAGGACAAACAGAAUAAACACACCAGCUACAUCUCAGGUCCCUGGUUUGACAUGUACCUCUCUGCCCGCGACUCCGUUGUUCUGAAUUUUAACCCGUUCAUGUCUUUCAACCCUGACCCAAAGCCCGAUUAUAACGACCAGCUCACGCGCGCGACCAACCUCACAGUGUCGGCCGUGCGCUUCAUGAAGACCCUCCGGGCCGGCCUGCUGGAGCCCGAGGUGUUCCACCUGGACCCCGCCAGGAGCGACACGGACGCUUUCAAGCGGCUGAUCCGCCUCGUGCCUUCAUCCCUGGCCUGGUACGGGGCCUACAUGGUCAAUGCCUACCCCUUGGACAUGUCCCAGUAUUUCCGACUUUUCAAUUCGACUCGCUUACCCAAGCCUGGCCGAGAUGAGCUGUUCACCAGGGAGAAGGAGAAGCACCUGCUCGUGCUGAGGAAUGGGAAUUUCUACGUCUUUGACGUCCUGGACCGGGACGGCAACGUGCUCCGAGCAGCCGAAGUCCUCGCCCACCUCGGGCACAUCCUCUCCGACGGCAGCCCCCCUCCCCAGUUCCCUCUGGCCUAUCUGACCUCUGAGAACCGCGACGUCUGGGCCGGCCUGAGGCAGGAGCUGCUGAACAACGGCAACGAGGAAGCCCUUGGGAAAGUGGACUCGGCCCUGUUCUGCCUGUGUCUGGACGGCUUCCCCAUCGCAGACCUGGCCCACUUGUCCCAUACCAUGCUGCACGGAGAUGGGGCGAACCGAUGGUUUGACAAGUCCUUCAGCCUCAUCGUGGCCAAGGAUGGCAACACCGCCAUCAACUUCGAGCACUCCUGGGGCGAUGGCGUGGCCGUGCUGAGGUUCUUCAACGAGGUGUUCAAAGACAGCACCCAGAGCCCCGCCGUCACGCCCCAGGCCCGGCCCGCUCCCGUCGACUCCUCGAGGGCCGUGCAGAAGCUUGACUUCAGACUGAACGAUACCUUGAAGGCUGGCAUCGCCAGAGCCAAAGAGAAGUUCGACUCCACCAUGCAGACCCUCACGGUGGACAGCAUUCAGUUCCAACGAGGAGGUAAAGAGUUCUUGAAGAGGCACAAAAUCAGUCCGGAUGCCGUGGCCCAGCUUGCCUUCCAGAUGGCCUUCUUCCGGCAGUACGGACAGACCGUGGCCACCUACGAGUCCUGCAGCACGGCGGCGUUCAGACACGGCCGCACGGAGACCGUCCGUCCAGCUUCUGUGUUCACUAAGAGAUGCUCCGAGGCGUUUGUCCGAGAGCCUUCCGGGAGCAGCCCAGACCAGCUGAGAGACAUGAUUGCCCAGUGCUCCAAGUACCACAACCAGCUGACAAAAGAAGCCGCGAUGGGCCAGGGCUUCGACAGACACUUGUUUGCUUUGAAAUACCUGGCAGCAGCCGAAGGCCACCCCCUGCCCGACAUAUACCAGGACCCCGCCUACGGGCAGAUAAACCACAACAUCCUGUCCACCAGCACCCUGACCAGCCCUGCUGUGAACAUCGGCGGCUUUGCCCCUGUCGUCCCCGAUGGCUUUGGCAUCGGCUAUGGGGUCCACGAGGACUGGAUUGGGUGCAACAUCUCCUCCUACCCUGGGCGGGAUGUCAGGGAGUUCCUCCGGUGUGUGGAUAAGGCCCUGGGUGACAUCUUUGACGUCCUGGAAGGGAAACCGGUCAGGAGUUAGUGGGGACAGUUGAGGCUUUUAAGUGCGUAGCUGGGACACCCCAUCUCUCGUGAGAACCAGGCGUGGGGAGGGGGCUGGUUGGGAGUGUCCGUGAGCUCUAGAAUCAUGAAAUGUCUGAGUGACGAAUGUGAUCACAUUUUAAUUUAAAAAUCAUGAGUCCAGCCACCAUGAUGGCUAUUCAGAGCAAGAUGGAUUGCAUGAGUUAAAUGGUGAAUCGUGAUUUGGGGGGGCCACAGCUGGUGUUUCUCCCAGACGGGUAAAGUGUCUCCACAGGGAUGGCCUGCGGUUGUUAGACAUCCAUCUUCCUGCAAUAAACCUCUCUGGAGACCCA
This is a messenger RNA of Monodelphis domestica (gray short-tailed opossum), 4886 nucleotides long. The record is from RefSeq and is a predicted model, not a curated record. NCBI's taxonomy places the organism in Eukaryota, Metazoa, Chordata, Mammalia, Didelphimorphia, Didelphidae.